This is a messenger RNA of Drosophila suzukii, 756 nucleotides long. RefSeq names its product seminase. The record is from RefSeq and is a predicted model, not a curated record. NCBI's taxonomy places the organism in Eukaryota, Metazoa, Arthropoda, Insecta, Diptera, Drosophilidae. Gene Ontology annotation, molecular function: serine-type endopeptidase activity. Gene Ontology annotation, biological process: proteolysis.
AUGUGGCGCCCACUGUUGCUCCUCCAGCUUAUCCUCCAGUUCCUCUGCCUUGGCCUGGCCAAAGGACAGAUCCAGCCCAGAAUCGUGGGCGGCAGCACCACCACCCUGUCCGCGGUGGGUGGCUUCAUGGUGAACCUGCGCUACGACGGAACGUUCUACUGCGGUGGCUCCCUGGUGAGCAGUCGGCACGUGGUCACGGCGGCCCAUUGCCUCAAUGGCAGGUCGGCCUCGCGGAUGACCGUCCAGGGCGGAGUAAGCAAGCUGAGCCAGACGGGCGUGGUGCGCCGCGUGGCCAAGUACUUCAUCCCGAAUAGCUUCAGCACCUCCAGCCUCAACUGGGAUGUGGGCGUCAUCCGGAUGCAGAGCACCCUCACGGGCAGUGGGAUCACCACCAUACCACUUUGCACAGUUCAGUGGACCGCGGGCGACUACAUGAGGGUCUCUGGAUGGGGAACCACCCGAUAUGGUAACUCCAAUUCCUCCAACCAGCUGCGCACUGUGCGCAUCCAGCUGAUCCAAAAGACGACGUGCCAGAGGGCCUACCAGAACAGGGACACCCUCUCCGCCGCCGCCUUCUGCGCCCGCUCCAAUGGCAGGGACAGCUGCACCGGCGACUCUGGAGGCGGAGCCAUCUUCAACAACCAACUAUGUGGCAUUGUCUCCUGGGGACUGGGCUGCGCCGAUUCCAAGUAUCCUGGCGUCUACACCAGUGUCCAUCGGACGCGCAGCUUCAUCGUCAACGCCAUGAAGAAGUAG